Messenger RNA from Alternaria arborescens, 819 nucleotides. RefSeq lists its product as hypothetical. Gene Ontology annotation, molecular function: beta-1,4-mannosyltransferase activity. Bases 1 to 819 code for a protein of 272 amino acids. Gene Ontology annotation, cellular component: cytoplasm. The transcript is spliced from 3 exons. The record is from RefSeq and is a predicted model, not a curated record. NCBI's taxonomy places the organism in Eukaryota, Fungi, Ascomycota, Dothideomycetes, Pleosporales, Pleosporaceae.
AUGCGAAGUCUCAGUUGUCGAGAACAGACACGAGAUUUCAAACGCUUUAUACUAUGUUAUGUUACCAAAGGCGAAAACACCGAAGCCAUGCGCCGCAGCGUUGAAGCACUGCCCAUCCUCAGCCUUAUAGACCGCCGCUUAGAAGUCCAUAUCGUCACAGAAGCAAAGUCGCUCUCUGCUGUGCAGCACCUCGAGCAAUCUGCAAUAGUCCAUGGGGUCCCGACAGACUUCGUAACAAGGAGAGCCAAGUACAAAGCAAGGGCGUUGGAAUGGUUCAGGAAAACCCAAAACUUUUCAAACCAAGAUUGGAUUCUGCACCUCGACGAGGAGACCUGUCUCGACGAACACGCAAUACGUUCGGCCAUCGAUGCUGUCGAGAGAGAUUCUACCAUGCACGUUGCCCAGGGGAUAAUCUUGUACAACGCACAUAAUUAUUGGGCUCACAAAAUUGUUGCAUAUGCUGACGUCAACCGCGUUCUAGAUGACUUUGGUCGUUAUCAGUUCCAGUUCAACUAUUGUCGACGUCCCGUCUUUGGCAUGCAUGGCUCAUUCGCACUGAUCAAUGGCGAGGUGGAGAACACGGUGACAUGGGAGACUGACUGCCUGACGGAGGACUAUUGGUUUGCGCUUCAGGCAGCAAAGCGAGGCUAUGAAUUUGGCUGGAUACCUGCCUUCGCUCGGGAACAAUCGCCUUGCAGCCUUUGGGAUUACUGGCAGCAACGGCGACGGUGGGCUGCAGGCAUCUGGCAGAUGAGGGAUACGGCAGCCAGUGCGCUUGUUCUUCUCUGGUCGUGGCAGACUCUAGAUCUCUUGGUGUAA